Symbiodinium sp. CCMP2592 is the source of this 1929-nucleotide messenger RNA. The record is from the annotation of a GenBank genome assembly. NCBI's taxonomy places the organism in Eukaryota, Dinophyceae, Suessiales, Symbiodiniaceae.
AUGCCGUCCAAGUGCGCCGGGUUCGAAGAUCCUGCAUUUGGACCAGCCAGAGACUGCAUAUUUGCAAAAGAUGGACAUGGUGGCCGAGCAAAUGUCAUGAAGACCUCUAACGGCGGGCACUGCGUUUUCUGCAGCAUCCCUGCGCUGGGAAGAGCUCUCGAAUCACCUGCCGGCAAAAGGAACGUCGUAAGGCAACUGAAGCACUGGCGAGAAGCGGGAUCUCCGACAUACAAGUUCGCACUGGCCCACAGUUCGCUGGUGGUGCUGGAACCAGCGGAGCUGCUUUGGAUGCGCUUCUGUGCCGGAGAGCGCGCGAAGUUCGAUGUGAAGAGUAGCUGGCUGCAUAAGAAGACAAAGCGCCUGACGCACUUCGUUCUGGGACGGCCGGCCUUGAGAACUCCCAAACUUAGCAUGUCCGCAGAGAAGUUUGUGAGGCACUGCCGCUACUCCCGUAACCGCUACUACUUCCCCGACGACUUUCCCAGGAAUAACCACUGGAUUGAAUUGGUGGGCAAGGACGUCCUCUACAUGAAUGACUAUGGCAAGGAGAAACUGACGAAGUGGGAGCGUGCCAUUUUCAAGUUCAAGUGGAGCUGGAGUACCACCAUGCGAACUCAUCGACGGGUAUGGUGGAGAGCACGUCGGAAGAUCCGCGCGCUUCUAAGGAGCAACCGCAGGCGACGACAUCCGCCUUACGAACCUCUCGUCGCUUGGGCACUUGAGAAUAAGCUCAUAAAGCCGACGCGCUCCACAACCAAGAGGAAAUACCAAAAGCUGCUUGAUGAGUGCGCUUCGGGGAACGGACUUGAAGAUGCCGGAGCAGCUACAGACACCGAUGGCAGCCAAGGUCAAUCAAACACAAUCGAACUGUUUGCAGGUCCGCGACGGCAAGUACUCGUGGAUGCCAUGAUGAGGGAGAGUGAGGGCAGCCGAGUUCAGUCUAUCCGAUCUGCCCUCCCCCCCUUGUCUCCGGCUGCGGCGGCGAAAAUGUUGCGGUCUCAGAUGAUGCAAACGCCCAAGCAGAAAUUGCCAGCGGAGGAAUUCGCAAAAAGGCUGCAAGAAGCAGAGCGAGGACAAUCUACUUCCAAGAAGUUGGUGGCUGUCGUCACGCGCUGGGGCACGGCAAGCACCCUGAAGAAUUUCGCCCAGCCUUCCGAUCCGCUGUGGCAGGUGAUGGUAGAGCAUGUCGACGGACCGGGUGCCACAGGCUCUUUUGGCUUUCAUCUUAUGGCUACGCUGCAGGAGGCACUGGUCCAUCACCCAAAUCCCGAAGCCCGAGAUCUUCGAGGCCUGCGAAAACAUAUCAAAGUGAUUGUUCUGAAUGGCGCACCCUAUCCAGAUACAAGAGAAGAAACCCGUGCGCCAUGGGUCCCGAGUAUGUACGUCGCGGGGAACACGCCCCACGCAGUCUUCGAAGUGAUUCGCCUUGUGAUGGAAGAGAAGGUGCGGCAAAACCUGCUAACGCAGGUACCUCCAAAACUUCACGUUUCUUGGCAGCUCGGCAAGCCACCAGCGGAGCCACUACCGUCCCCAUGGAAAUCAGUGGAUGACCACCGUCCUGUAUGGAACCAAUUUGAAGUGCAACCUCCGGAGGCCCCUCAAAUCCGCAAGCACCUGAAGGGGAACCUAGAGCAGACAUCAGAGAAGCCGCUGAAGUUUCGACUGGUGCUGCACGAGGGCAUCGCGGCCUUCGCGAAAGCUUUCGAGGAUGCUGACAUCCGAUUAGAAGCUCCAUAUUUAGGUUUUCCAAAUAUCAAAGGCCGCAUCCUACACAAUUUGGGCGCGGACGAUGGCAGCAUACGUCGUGUGCGCCGCGUUCUGCACGAAGUGCUUGGCAGCCGACCUAUCCAACUCGAAGCAGACUUCCCAGAUUGUGGUAAUGCUUUCACCACCUGGCUGCAGGAACAGCCAUCAGUUGCUCUCAUAUAA